Phanerochaete carnosa HHB-10118-sp is the source of this 168-nucleotide messenger RNA. RefSeq lists its product as uncharacterized. The record is from RefSeq and is a predicted model, not a curated record. The coding region runs from base 1 to 168 and encodes 55 amino acids. NCBI's taxonomy places the organism in Eukaryota, Fungi, Basidiomycota, Agaricomycetes, Polyporales, Phanerochaetaceae. The transcript has a single exon.
AUGGAGGCGCGUGGACAAGGAAUCAAGUGCCAUCGGUGCCGCAACAUGGUAUCGACGCUCGCGCACGCCGUACAGGAGACGAUACCGGAACGGGCGAUGAGCUUCCGAGCAGUAGGGGCACGCUAUGAAGAAUAUGACACCGUCAUAGGCGAUGAGUUUUCAGGGUAA